This is a messenger RNA of Fundulus heteroclitus (mummichog), 3326 nucleotides long. RefSeq lists its product as uncharacterized. The record is from RefSeq and is a predicted model, not a curated record. Lineage: Eukaryota; Metazoa; Chordata; Actinopteri; Cyprinodontiformes; Fundulidae. The transcript has 2 exons. Bases 627 to 2912 code for a protein of 761 amino acids.
GGCUGCCUUACGUUUACUGUGUAGAGCCCUUUAAGGGGCGGGGCUUAGGUACCGGAGGGUAGCAUGCAGACUGAAAAGGAGAGAGAGAAGAAAGGAGCUGUAGAGUUUACCGUUCGUGGUUUGUGGGUUUCGUCAAGCUGUUGCAGUUUGUUGCCGCCUUCUUUCAAUGUGUGUGCGUGAAAUGCAAGUAAGUAAUGUUGGGAGUCGGUGACAUUGUUUGUUUGACAGAGUAUUUCAGUUUGCUUUUAGUUUAAGACAUGUUUUGUACACGUGCACACUUAAGAGCUAAGUAAUGCUGUUUGCUUCCUCCUGCCGUGUAUUUAUUUAGGAAAGAUGUUUGUAACUAUUAAUAUUGCAGUUUUCGUGUGAGAUAUUAGUUCAGUUAUUUGUGGAGGAUUAUUCAGACACUGAUAUUGUAUUAUUGUUGUCUUUCUAGAAAAACCAUAUGCACUGUCACGGCAAUUAGUAAAUAAACUGCAAGGACAAAUUAGACCAGUUGGAGUACGACUCUGCUUUCUUCGGAGUUCUAACCGGACUCACCGCAGCGAUCUGAACGUUCCUACUAGCAAAUAGAAACCCUAUUUUUCAAUGGUCCUUCGAGCCGGAUAGCAGGUUGCUGUUUAAAGAUGCAGAACCCAGAGUCAAAGGCAUUGGACACUCGACCCAAACGAAGAACGUCAGUUCCUUCAUACCUGUCAGAUUAUGACCUAAGUGGAGCUGGAGCACAGAGUAGAUUCCGGACAGCAAAUGCAGGGGAAUUAUCAGUGGAGGAAAGGGCACUAGAAUGUCCAAUUAACAGAUCCCCAUCACCACCAAUUAGUCAGAGCUCCAACAUGAUGAACAUGGAGGAUGACGAGGAGCAAGAACGAGAGCUUUGUCAAUCUAUGGAGCAAGUCACCGGGGAGCAGCAGACCAGCCAAGGUUCUGAGUUUAGUGCUGCUCUCAAAGAGAUGCGCCAAGAAAACGCUGAGCUUCGUAAACAGUUUCAGAGCUUGAUGGUUGCUUUACAGUCCCAGUCAGCACCCCAUCAGCCUCUAUUCCCUCCUCCUCCACCUCAAAGUGUUUAUAGUGGUGGUUAUGGACCUUACCAACCCCAUACCAAUUCUCCAGCAUACCAACAGCAGCAAUAUCCAACAUACAGCUCCCAAGGAAAUCUGGGAUUAGAUUUCACUAAACCUAGAGUUCCUCAGACAUCAGGUGGUUUACCUCAUGGUCUGUAUUAUGCAGACACACCACAACAGAGCACAUUUUCCUAUUCACAUAGAGAUCCUACAUUUUUCCAAGUUCCCAGCUGUAUUGAGCCACAGAGAGAGACCACAUACAGAGGACCGAAGCCCACUAUCCCCAGAUUCACAUCACCAGAUCCCAGAGAGUUUGCACGCAUGAAGAUUGCCUUAGAGAAUUUAUUACCAGUCGAUGCCACUGAAAGAUAUAAGUACCAGAUCCUCACUGAUCACCUUCAGUGCGAAGAAGCUUCACUUGUAGCAGACUCAUACUGCAAUUCAAGGCACCCUUAUACCGAUACAAUGUCGGCUCUCACAAAGAUGUAUGGACAGCCUCACAAGCUUGCAGUGCAACGGAUUGCAGAAUUAAUGGAUGGUCCAAAUAUACGCAGUGGUGAUGUUAAGAGCUUUCGUCUGUUUGCCCUCAACGUGCGGUCACUGGUCGGCAUGUUAGAACAACUAGGGCAAAGAGGUCAGAUUGAGUUAGUGUGCGGCUCUCAUGUUUCAAGGCUCUUAAGUAAACUUCCCUAUGAGCUUAAUGCCAGCUUUAAGAGAUUUAUCCACCCCCUGAGAGUAACCAUCCCUACCCUUAUCGACUUCGCUGAUUGGCUGGAAUACGAGCUAGAAAUUCAGGGAGACAGCAUGGAGCCCACCAGGAGAGAGGAGUCGUUUAACAAGAAGCCUGAUACCAAACGCACUCCCAAGCCCUCAAGUAAGGCUGCUACUAUCUUCCUGAGCACUGAGAAGGUCUCUGGGACCAAUAGAGUAGCAUCACCACCUGCACCUGGACAUGCUGUCAACAAGUCAAAGGAAAAGGAGAAGGUUACGGCCUACUGUCCCUAUUGCGACAACGAAAAGCACUUCCUGAACAACUGUUCUAACUUUAAGACUUUGAGCAAAGAACAGAAGGUAACAUGGAUUAAAACGAAUAACAAGUGUUGGCGUUGUGGACGUAAUCACCAAGCGGCAAAGUGUACACUUAGAGCUCCCUGCAAAACCUGCGGUAGGAGACAUCUGCUAGUGCUGCAUGAGGUGAAUGAGAGAGCGGAGGAGGAACAAGCAUCAGUUCCACCUUCAGCAGAAAGCUGCCUUGUGAACACUGCCAACAAAGUUGUGUGCGUCGACCGGCCAGUCUACAACUGCAAGGUACUACUGAAGAUCAGUAAGGUACUCCUGAGAAAUGGUGACAAGUCCCUUGAGACGUAUGCUGUCUUAGAUGAUGGAUCUGAGCGGACAAUCCUGCUUCAGUCUGCUGCCAAACAGUUGGGCCUUACAGGAAGUAAAGAGGUGUUGGCUCUUCGUACAGUCAGACAGGAAGUGGAGAAGCUCCACGGGGCGGCUGUGUCUUUCACAAUUUCUCCAGUAGCCAACCCAGACCAAGUGUACAGCAUCCAGAAUGCAUUUACAGCCGAGCAACUGAGUUUAGCAGAACAUUCCCACCCAGUUGUCUCACUCCAGCAGAAGUAUAAACAUCUGUCAGGUUUGCCUCUGCCUCCUCUAAACAGAGUUCGUCCCAUGCUGCUGAUUGGCGCUGAUUACACACACCUCAUUACACCUGUGGAGCCAGUCAGACUAGGACCACCUGGUGGACCGGCAGCUGUGAAAACUCUCCUUGGAUGGACGCUACAGGGACCAGCUCAAGCCAUUGAAUCCAUCACAAGGAGAACAUACUGUGGCCUUCAGCAGUGAUAUUCGUGGCAUGUUCCACCAAGUGAGGCUCCUACCUGCAGAUCGACCCCUGCUUUGGUUUCUGUGGCGGGACAUGAACCGAGACAGGCCCCCUGACGUCUAUGAGUGGCAGGUACUUCCAUUCGGAACUACUUGUAGCCCUUGUUGCGCAACGUUCGCGUUGCAGAAACACGUCAUGGACCAUAGUCAACCAGAAGAAGAUGUUCAUGUUGCCAUUAACAAGUCUUUUUAUGUAGACAACUGUUUACAGAGUCUUGCAUGUCCAGUAGCUGCCAAGACAUUGGUUGACAAACUGCGCCACCUCCUGGCCGAUGGGGGUUUUGAGUUGAGGCAGUGGGCCAGUAACGAUCCAGAUGUCAUCCAACACUUGCCUCCAGACCUCAGGUCAUCCAGCUGUGAGCUGUGGCUCAGUCA